AAUAUAGAACGCAAUGUGUGACACAGAUGGCAUUUCUUUGAGACACAUCGACCUCAGACAUGUUGCCUGCCGUAUCUGUUGCAGCAAUGUAGGUCAUUUUCUCUGGCAGCUGAACGGGAGGAACCAGAUGACGCCGAGGGCGAAAUGAGCUGGCAGAAGCAUGUGACCCGGCCAGUCAACAGAGCUGCUUCUGUUUUGCAAGCGGCAGUGUUGGUUAUCAACAAAGUAUGGAAUGUUCUACAUGAGAGCGUGACUUAACUGUUUAAACCGGUCAGGUUGAAGACGACGAGCAACCCCAGUUUACCACACAUUAAGUUAGAAGUGCUAAACGAAUGGCGUGCGUAACUAAAGACAAAAGGGAGCGUGAUGGUCUUGUGAAACACACCGGAGGCUGUCACUGUGGCGCGGUGCGUUUUGAGGUGUGGAGCUCUCCAGAUUUACACGUGUUCAAUUGCAAUUGCAGUAUUUGCACAAAGAAACAGAAUCGCCACUUCAUUGUGCCAAAAUCCCAGUUCACCUUGCUGCAGGGAUCAGACAACAUAACCGCGUACACAUUUAACACACACGUGGCCAAGCACACAUUCUGCAAAACGUGUGGCGUCCAGAGCUUCUACAUGCCACGUUCCAACCCUGAUGGAUUUGGUGUGGCACCUCACUGUUUGGACCCUGGAACAGUGAGCAGUGUCACUGUAGAAGACUUCUUUGGACAGAACUGGGAGGAAAGCAUGCAGAAGCAUCAAACUAUAAGAAGUAUGUCAAAAACAACAACAGACACAUGACGUCUAUCUAUGUUUCUAUCGCCCAGUUGAGCCCUAUGACUUAAUUGUACUCUCCUGCUUCUCAAGGCAGUUAUUACUGAUAUAUUAAAAUCAUGAAUCAAACUUUAA
Puntigrus tetrazona (Sumatra barb) is the source of this 887-nucleotide messenger RNA. Its product is annotated as centromere protein V-like. Lineage: Eukaryota; Metazoa; Chordata; Actinopteri; Cypriniformes; Cyprinidae. Bases 333 to 779 code for a protein of 148 amino acids. The transcript is spliced from 6 exons. Gene Ontology annotation, molecular function: carbon-sulfur lyase activity. The record is from RefSeq and is a predicted model, not a curated record.